Molecule: messenger RNA, 1707 nt
Organism: Lachancea dasiensis
Lineage: Eukaryota; Fungi; Ascomycota; Saccharomycetes; Saccharomycetales; Saccharomycetaceae
Source: the annotation of a GenBank genome assembly
AUGUCUACUGAAAAGGAAGCCGUCCAGGUCGAGUACCGCACCGCUGGCGGUAACGCUGCCUUCCACAACUUCAUCAACGACUUUGCUCACAUUGAGGACCCCCUAGAGCGCAGAAGACUGGCGCUCAAGAAGAUCGACGAUGCCACGUUCGGGUGGUAUCACGUGCGUGCCAUCAUGGUGGCCGGUGUUGGGUUUCUCACCGAUUCCUACGAUAUCUUUGCCAUCAACUUGGGUAUCUCCAUGCUGUCGUACGUCUACUGGCAAGGGAGCAUGCCUUCGUCGACCACCACGCUGCUCAAGGUGUCGACGUCCGUGGGUACGGUGAUGGGUCAGUUCGGAUUCGGGAUCAUGGCCGACGUUGUCGGCCGUAAGAAGAUCUACGGUCUAGAGUUGAUCAUCAUGAUUGCCGCCACGAUCAUGCAAUGUACCAUCGGUGCCUCGCCAGGUAUCAGCUUUGUCGCGGUUUUGACUUUCUACCGUAUCAUCAUGGGUAUUGGUAUCGGUGGUGACUACCCGCUCUCUUCCAUUAUUACUUCUGAGUUCUCCACCACCAAAUGGCGUGGUGCUAUCAUGGGCGCUGUGUUUGCCAACCAGGCCUGGGGUCAAAUUGCCGCCGGUAUUGUCGCCCUCGUUCUUGUUGCUGCUUACAAGGACGUUUUGAUUGUCGCUGAAAAAAGUUCCGAAUGUGGCCCAGCGUGCCAAAAGGCCUGUGACCAAAUGUGGCGUGUUUUGGUUGGUCUGGGCUGUGUUCCCGGCUGUAUCGCUCUGUACUUCCGUUUAACCAUCCCAGAAUCCCCUCGUUACACUUUGGACGUUUCCAACAACUUGCAAAAGGGUGUUGCUGACGCUGCGAAAUUCACCUCUGGAGAACACGGCAACGCCGAAGCCGAGGAAAUUGCCCGCUUGGAAAGAGCCCCAACUGCUGUCGAGCAAUACGAAAUUGCUCCUCCAAAGGCCUCUUUCAAGGACUUCACUUCUCACUUUGGUCAAUGGAAAUAUGGUAAGAUUUUGUUUGGUACUGCUUUCUCCUGGUUCGCUUUGGAUGUUGCCUUUUACGGUCUAGGUUUGAACACCGCUGUCAUCUUGCAAACCAUCGGUUACGCCUCUUCUAAGAACGUCUACCACAAACUGUACAACUCUGCUGUCGGUAACUUGAUCUUGAUCUGUGCCGGUUCUUUGCCAGGUUACUGGGCCUCUGUUGCUACUAUUGACACCAUCGGUAGAAAGCCAAUUCAACUCUUUGGUUUCUUUAUUUUGACUGUGUUGUUCUGCAUUAUCGGUUUCGCAUACCACAAGAUCAACGACCACGGUUUGUUGGGUCUAUACAUUGUUUGCCAGUUUUUCCAAAACUUCGGUCCUAAUGUUACAACUUUCAUCAUUCCAGGUGAAGUUUUCCCAACCAGAUACAGAUCUUCUGCCCACGGUAUCUCCGCUGGUUGUGGUAAGAUUGGUGCCAUUAUCGCCCAAACCGCUUUGGGUACGUUGAUCAGUUACCACUGUGACUCUACUGAGCCAAACUGUUGGUUGCCUCACGUUAUGGAGAUCUUUGCGCUGUUCAUGUUGUGCGGUUUUUUUAGCAGUCUUUUGAUCCCAGAGACCAAGAGAAUGACUUUGGAAGAGAUCUGUGAAAAGUACCACGAUGAGAUCGAUUCCUCCAAGUACGCCAGCGGUAACUCUGCUUCCUCCAGUCACACCGAGACUGUUUAA